AUGCCUCUUGAGCUUCGCCUUGAGUCAGACAGAGCUAUUGUUAGCUCAGACGACAACGAUUGGAUCCAACAUAUUCACAACGAGUUUACUGACUCGGAUUUGGACUCAAUUGAUGUCGACUCAAUUGAAGAGAUAUUUGAAAAACUCGGAAAAUUCAAUAUCCUCGGCCUACUAAAUCUGGCUAUACGCGUACGCGAUAUCUCUACUUCGCUCAAGGGACGCAUCUCGUUUGCUCUCACAAAUCUCGGCUUUCGCAAACCACGCGUCUCUAUGGAUCAAGAAGGCAGAUGCAUCAGGUGUGGUGAUAUGCAUGGGAUUAUGUCAUAUUUACAUGAGAUGGAAAUAUCAUCUAAAGCAGGAUGUCCAUCAUGUCACAUCUUGGUCACAGGUAUACGACUUUAUUUGAAGAACAAUAAAUCAUUCAGGAGGGGAAGAUUGAUGGUUAUGAAGGACUGGAAUACAGGCUGCGCAGGGAGGCAGUUUAUACAAACUAAUUUUAGGUCGGCGGCGAUGCCAGGGGCGCUGGGAGUGAGGGUCUUUUUAGAUGGCGGAGGAGAUUUGAAGUAUCUGUUUACCGACGCAAGGGAGGUGCCUAUGAAGUUUGUGGGCGAGUUGAACUUCUUUGGCCUUCAUGGGUCCCCUACAUCGUGGGAUUCAGUUGGCCUGGCGGCUGAGAUCUCUGCCGACACAGCCUCAGACGCUGCAUUUGAAUGGUUUAGAAACCAGGUCGACAAUUGUUUCCAAUAUCAUCGGCUGUGCAAUGAAUUCAAUAUCGCGAAGCUCCCUCCCCGAGUCCUGGACCUUGGCCCGCCUGGUGCCGCAGGGCUUGACACUGAUAUUAAGCUCGUGCCCUCCCUGGGCCAGCAAGAUCGCUACGUAUGUCUAAGUUAUUGCUGGGGCGGUACUAUUGAUAUUCGAUUGCUUCGGAAUCGAUACAACAGAUAUCUCCGUAGGAUACCGUGGGAUAUUUUCCCCCAAGGAUAUAAAGACGCCAUUCAGCUCACACGCAAAUUGAGUAUAUUUCGGAAUGCUUACGUUACCAUCGCAGCUACAAAGUCGCGGAAUCCCAAUGAUGGCUACUUUUCUGUCAGCCCAUCUAGGUUCAUCGCCACUAGAAUUGAAUAUGAAGGUCAAAACGGAGAGGCCCGACACGCAUAUGUUCGACAAACGAUCCCACACUUUUUCUCAUCAACGGUUUCACCGGAUAGUGACUUUGCGAAAGGCAAUUUCCCACUCUUAUCUCGAGGAUGGGUUUUUCAGGAAAGGCUGUUAUCUCCCAGAGUACUGCAUUUAGGAGAAGUGGAGAUGGCUUGGGAGUGCAACGAGAGCUGCGCUUGCGAAUGCAUUGGAGAAACAAAGACUUAUGAGUCAGAGCCGAGGUGGACGCACACGAAAGGAGGGUACACAAGGAGAAUUGCGGAAGCCAAGAGCGAAAAGGAUGUCCAGCCAGAAUGGAGAAGUCUCGUGGAGCACUACACUAAGACUACCUUGACAUAUCAGAAGGAUGUCCUUGCAGCGAUAUCAGGUGUAGUAAGAGACAUGAAACGUCACAGAAGCGAUAGAUACCUUGCUGGUGUGUGGGAAGACAGUGUGUUGGAAGAUCUAGCAUGGAUGCCGUGUGAUAGGACGAAGGCCAGGUCCAACGACUGGAACGCUCCAUCGUGGUCGUGGGCAUCCGUUGCGGUGCCGGUGACAUUUCCAAGUCGGCGGACAUUCCUGAACGGCAAAUACAUCCAGAGUAUGGAAUUCUUGGAGCAUAGGACACGGUUCGUCGAAGCUGGGAUCACCCCUGUGGGACAGGAUGAAACUGCGCAACUGAGCGCUGCGCAUAUGGUACUUGUUGGGCCCAUGAUUUCGGCCAAGCUCGAUGAGGACCCAGAAAUUUUGAGCCAAAGGCAGCUUUAUCUGGCAACCAAUAGGGACAAAAGCCUGGUCUUCGCACCAGACUACGACCUAGGAAGACAAGGUCCAAGUUACGUGCCCAUGGGAACUACGAUAUAUAUCCUUCACUUGUGCCAGGAGCCAAGGUUCAGUGACGGAAAACGAAAGGACACAACCAGAAAAACCUUCUCGCUGGUCCUCAGAAGAUUACAUGGAGUUAACGGUAGCGACAGCCAAAUGGUUCAUUCGAGCGAAGACCCUACAGACGGCACUUAUGAAAGAAUAGGCAUCAUGUUUCAAGGCUCGGAUCAAGAGUAUUCUGAGGGAUAUGUUGCGGCACAUGGAGUGAAUUGCGUGGUGAAACUCAUGUGA
This is a messenger RNA of Fusarium mangiferae, 2253 nucleotides long. RefSeq lists its product as uncharacterized. The transcript has 3 exons. The coding region runs from base 1 to 2253 and encodes 750 amino acids. The record is from RefSeq and is a predicted model, not a curated record. Lineage: Eukaryota; Fungi; Ascomycota; Sordariomycetes; Hypocreales; Nectriaceae.